AUGAGUACUAACUCCACAGCGUCUGUGGAGAACAAACCACGGAAGAUGACAGUCGAAGAGUAUUCCGAACUAGUAGCCAAAUGGCAGCAAGCAUACUAUACAUGGAAUAGCAGUUAUCUUACUUAUUUUAACACAAUGGUAAUGAAUACAUUUGUUCAACAAAUAUCCAUGUUAACGGGUGCUAAUAUUAUUACAAUGACUACUGAGCCAGUACCUGUUGAUCCUGUGGGAGAUAUACGAAAUACACGUAUAAAAGUUGCAUCAGUAUGGCGUCGAUGUUUAGCCGAAAUGGUUGAUUUUAUUCUUUUACAUGCAUUCAAAAUUCUUAUCGUUACUUUUCUCUCAAAUUAUCUACAUUUAUUGGAUCCAAAUCGGCUUACGCUUAAUAGUUUAAUUUCAAAUUUAAUCUACGAUGAAGCUGUAGUAUUUCCAACGGAACUCUUUUGUAUAGAAAUUAUAUAUCUGAUAAUAAGUGUUAUUUUUGAAAGCGCUUGUCUUACAUACUAUGGUGCAACACCAGGUAAACGUCUACUUCGGUUACGUGUUCUUAAAUUUGACCAGCUUCAAAUAAAUGACGAUGGUGAUAUUACUAUUGAAUCUGGAACAGUACUUGAUAGUAUAGCAGCAUUAACGCGUUCAUCAAUGAAAACUCUCAUGGCAACAUUUUUGUUUCCAGCUGUUCUUGUUGCUUUAUUAACAUCUCAAAAUCGACAAACAAAUUAUGACAUGGCUGCUAAUAGUCUUGUAGUUGAACUCGAACAUCGAGUGGAAUUACAUUGA
Molecule: messenger RNA, 780 nt
Organism: Rotaria socialis
Lineage: Eukaryota; Metazoa; Rotifera; Eurotatoria; Philodinida; Philodinidae
Source: the annotation of a GenBank genome assembly